ACACAGGACGGGACGCUACCCCAUUUAAACGAUUUUCUCCUAUUAAUUGCCUGAUUAAAUUAGCUUUAAUGAAAUUAUUAGCAUCAUAUUCAGCAUGUGAUGUAGUCAAUACUCCCAAAACUCCUAAUUUUUUUGUUUCUUACCAGUUCUAUUCCCCAGCCUAUUCGGAAAAGCAGUGGGAUGCGAAUGGAGUCUCAAUACCUGAGGAGAUGCCUGGGAAGUUGCUUGAAAAAGGGUCUGGCAGAGGUUGUGGAGCAUCAGCCUGCAGACCCCAUAGAGUACCUGGCACACUGGAUUUACAACUACAAGAGAACUCUAGAUGAAGAACAAAAGAGAACGUUGGAAAGGAUUGAACUGGAAAAAGAACAGCAGGCAGCCCUGGAAGAACUUGAAAUGUUAAGAAAAAUGAAGGAAGAAGAACUGAUGUUACAGCAGAGAUUUGAAGAACAACGGCAGGAACAAGAACGUGAGAAGUUGAAGCUGCAGAACGAAGAAGAGAAAAUGCAGCUGCAGCAGCAGGAUCCCGAGGAAAAUGAAAAGACGAUAGCUGAACUUACAGAUAGAGCAGGAGCACCUAAUUUGUCCAGAGUUGAGGAACUAGAUGAGAAUGGACUGCCUGAGAUUGCAACCGAUUUAAUGCCAGAGAUCGAACAAGAAAGUUCCAUCUGAUCUAAAAGCAGUAAAAACUAUUUCUACUCAUUACUUGCUAGCCCUGAAGGUCUAUGUCUUAAUUAGUGUACUUUGUAUAGAAAACUCAUUAUGUAUAUACACCUGUUGUUUUGGUUUCUUUGUUUUCUGGGUGUUCCCAUAAUGCCUGUUAAUUUUGGCCUGCCAUGCUUCCUUCCUGUUCUUAAACUACAGUAGCUAGCACAGCUGACUUGGACAAAGAAAACUGGAACCGGGAUAAAAGUAAUAAAUACAUUUUUCACUGAUUACCUGUUGAUUCUUGAAGUGUUAAAAAAAAUUAAUAUAGAUGUAGAUUUUGUGUAUCAAGAUUUUGCAGUAGGGGCUACAGUAUCAUCAUUUGAAUAUAUAGUAAAAAAAAAAAA
Molecule: messenger RNA, 1049 nt
Organism: Meleagris gallopavo (turkey)
Lineage: Eukaryota; Metazoa; Chordata; Aves; Galliformes; Phasianidae
Source: RefSeq, a predicted model, not a curated record